Messenger RNA from Entrophospora candida, 2700 nucleotides. The record is from the annotation of a GenBank genome assembly. NCBI's taxonomy places the organism in Eukaryota, Fungi, Glomeromycota, Glomeromycetes, Entrophosporales, Entrophosporaceae.
AUGCUUGGUUUAUAUUAUAAUAAUAAUUAUAAUCGAUCAACUUCUUUACUGCUAGCAAGAUUUAAAAAUUCGUUAUCAACAAGAACAAAACCAUCUUCAAUAAUAUUAAGAAACACCCGCAAUUUAAAAUCGAUCGCACUACGGAGAGAAGAUAAAAGUCGAUGGGAACGUAGAGUUGCUUUAACACCUGACGCAGUAUCCAAUUUAAUCAAAGAAACGGGAGUCAAGAUUUAUGUGCAACCAUGCAAUAAACGAGUCUUUAACAAUGAUAGUUAUCUCAAGGCAGGAGCAAUGGUUCAAGAAGACAUAUCCAAUGCGGAUAUAAUCAUGGGAAUUAAAGAAGUAGAGAUCAAGAACUUAAUACCAAAUAAAACAUAUGUAUUUUUCUCUCAUACUCAUAAAGGACAAUUGUACAACAUGGGAAUGCUAAAAUAUAUCCUUGACAAGGAAAUACAAUUAAUUGAUUAUGAAUUGAUGACUGAUGAUAAGAAUAAAAGAUUAGUUUUAUUUGGGACUCACGCAGGAUACUCGGGAAUGAUUGAUGGAUUACACGGGUUAGGGCUACGGCUCCUAGGGUUAGGAUAUAAUACACCAUUCAUGCAUAUAGCAAUGUCACAUUCAUAUAAAUCAUUAGAUAAUGCAAUAGCCACAGUUAAAGAAUUAGGCGAUUCAAUUGUCAAAGAUGGAUUACCCGAUGAUUUUAAUCCAAUGACUUUUGUAUUUACUGGCAAUGGGAACGUUUCCAAGGGAGCACAACAUAUUUUCCAAAAUUUACCACAUGAAAAUAUUAAUCCAAAGGAUUUGAAAGAAUGUGUUUCUGAUAAACUUAAAUUAGAAGAUUAUUUGAUUCGUAAGGAUACAGGAAAAUUUGUAUCAAAACCAGAUUAUUAUUCCAAUCCAGGCAAAUAUUUAUCAGAAUUUCACUCAAAGAUUGCACCAUACACAUCUAUGCUUAUACAUGGAUCUUAUUGGGAUACCAAAUUUCCAAGAUUAAUUACUACCAAACAACUGCGGGAAAUUCAAUCAAAUCCAACCAUUAAAAAUAGAUUGUUAUGUAUUUCAGACAUUAGUUGCGAUAUAAAUGGAGCUUUGGAGUUUCUUUCACACUCCACUAAAAUCGAUGACCCAUUUUAUUAUGUUGAUGCUGUUAAUAAUAAAGAACACAAAAGUGAUGAUGGUCAAGGGACACAAAUAAUGGCGGUGGAUAUUUUACCAACAGAAAUACCACUCGAGAGCAGUAAACAUUUUAAAAAUAAUCCUGUUUUAUCAAGUGCGACUAUAGCAAAAGAUGGGAAAUUGAUGGAUCGGCAUAAAAAUUUAUAUAACUUAUUACCAAAAUCAACAAUAAAUUCUACUUCUACCGCUACUGCCACAGCAAGCACUGAAACUAGUACUAAAAAAGUGACAAUAAAUAAUCAUAUUAAGAAAAAGAUUUUGUUACUAGGAAGUGGAUUUGUUGCUAAGCCAUUUGUUGAUUAUUUAAGCGCCAAAAAUGAUUUGGAUCUAGUUAUUGCAAGUAAUGCUAAGGAAGAAGCAAUUGCUUUGACACAUGGAAAUCCAAAUAUUCAAAUUGUUAACCUUGAUGUAAAUAAUAAACAAGACUUGAGUGGAUUGGUGGAAAGGUCUGAUGUUGUUGUUAGUUUUAUACCAGCACCUUUACAUCCAAUUGUUGCAGAGCAAUGCAUCUUGCAUGGAAAACAUAUGAUAACUGCCAGUUAUAUAUCACCAGAGAUGAAGGCCUUGGAUGAACGUGCCAAGCAAGCGAAUAUAACUAUAUUAAAUGAGAUAGGAGUAGAUCCUGGGAUUGAUCAUUUAUCGGCAAUGAAAGUAAUCGAUGAAGUGAGAGAUGAGGGAGGAGAAAUAACAUCAUUUAUUUCAUGGUGUGGUGGAUUGCCAGCUCCAGAAGCAUCAAAUGUUCCAUUGGGUUAUAAGUUUAGUUGGUCACCCAAAGGUGUGCUCACUGCAGCUUUAAAUGAUGCAAAAUUUUGGAUGAAUGGAAGGUACCAAGAAAUUCCAGGAGGAGAUUUGCUCAAAUCGCAUUUUCCAUCAGUAUUAACAUAUCCAGGAUUUGCAUUUGAAGGUUUAGCAAAUAGGAAUUCAUUGUCAUACAUUGACACAUAUGGUUUAUCACCUUUGGAAACAAAAAAAGCAAUGUUCAGAGCUAUUUCAGAAAAAUUGAAUUUAGCUAAAGACCAUUAUAUGAUCGAUCAGGUUGUUGAUUCAUUAAAAUGGUUAUCAUUGAUGUCAACAACAUCCACCAAUAAUAAUAAUAAUAAUAACUUGCUGAAACCAAAGGAUAUUAUAUCAUCUUCAUCAAUAGCACCAAUUGAUUUAUUUUGUACGUUAUUACAACAAAAGUUAAAAUAUAGUUCGCACGAAAGAGAUUUGUUAGUUUUACAUCAUGAAUUUGGAAUCAAAUUAAAAAAUGGACAAGAUGUAGAUACUUACACGGCAAUGGCAAAAACUGUAGGAUUGCCGAGUGCGAUUGCCGCAGAAAUGGUUGCAAGAGGUGAAAUUAAGGAAACAGGAAUCUUGUCACCAACUACGAAAUCUACUUAUUUACCGAUUCUAGAAAAAUUGGAAAAUGAAGGAAUAAAAAUUGUAGAAAAUGUGGAAUGUCAUCGCAAAGAGACGAGCCAGAAGUUGGAGUGUAGUGGGCCGUCAACAGAUUCGGUUAACUCGAAAGGAUACCCUGCAUAG